UAUUAUUUUUAUUAGUUCUUCAUCCUUAACUGGUGGAUGAGGGAAUGAAGAAGCUGUGUAUGGAUACGUUGUUCUACUGAGUACUGAAACACCAAGAUCAUGGCUACUGAAAACCUUGGGGACUCCUCGCAAUUAAAGCUGAAAAGUCACAGAUGUCUCUACUGUAUGGCAGUAGGUAGCAAACUUUGUCUAGAUUGUGAAGCCUAUCUUUGCCGUGAUCACCUAGAGGCACAUAAUUCGGUAGGACAGCACACCCUAACUGAAUUGACCACUGACAUGCAGACAAGAAAGUGUGCUACUCAUCAAAAACUCCUAAAAUACAACUGCUGUGUGGAUAACGUUUAUGUCUGUGAGUUCUGUGUUGUACUUGGUAAUCACAUAGGACACAAAGUGGAAUUAAUAAGUGACAUGGCCAUGGCUGUGAAGUCGUCACUUGAAGAACUUUUGGACAAUCUGAUCAAGAAGUCCAAAGAAUCUGAAUACCAUAUUCAUGAAGCAGCGGCCACAAGGGAUGACAUCCAUAAAAGAGCUGCUGAUCUACAAAGACGAGUCACUAUGAUGCUUACAGAUCUUAAACAAGAGCUGGAAGGUGAGGAGAGGAAGAUUUUGAGUGAGAUCACAAAUCAAGUAGACGAGAAAGACUUUAAUAUUGCUAGAUUUUUCUCUAAAAAGAAAGAAGAAACAUUUAAGCUUAAUGCCCACGGGGCUAAGAUCAAAGGUAUUAUAAAUUCUACUGACCCAAUGACCAUUGUCGAGAAAGGAACUCAGUCAAUUAACAAGACCAAAAUGCUAAUAGACGAGGUUCAAGGCAGACUGGAAGUUACAGGAUUGAAUGCGUUAUUGGUAACAGUGCAUUUAGAGUCUGGGCUAAUCAAGGUAAUAAAACGCAUUCCACAACUUCAAAAAAAACAUGGUUUUGCAGUGCAGAAUGAAAUCUAUAUAGAGCCGAUGAAUGCCAAUCAUCCAACUGAAGGCAGUGCCUCUGAACUUGGAAGUCCACUGGACUCAUCAAUGAAUCUUAAGGAAAAAGAUCAUUUGACAGUAUAUACACCAGAAAAAAGAACACAGGGUGAGAAACAUGCAUUGGGAAUGCGAGGUGCGGCCCAUCGCUGUGCUACAAAGAUACUGGGCCGAUUAUACUGCAAGAAACCUUCUCGUUUGUCAACUUACCCUAUUUCAUUUUCUCUUUUAUUCUUUUCACUUUUUUGCUUUUUUUGUUUUUGCUUUUUGCAUUACUGCAAUACUGAAUGCUGAUUGAUAAAGGGGAUAAGAAUUAUUAUCUCAGCGUUUAGGAGUGACAAAUUAUUUUUAGAUAAGUUUUCCAAUAGA
This is a messenger RNA of Pelobates fuscus (common spadefoot toad), 1329 nucleotides long. RefSeq names its product E3 ubiquitin-protein ligase TRIM8-like. Gene Ontology annotation, molecular function: zinc ion binding. NCBI's taxonomy places the organism in Eukaryota, Metazoa, Chordata, Amphibia, Anura, Pelobatidae. The coding region runs from base 100 to 1254 and encodes 384 amino acids. The transcript is spliced from 2 exons. The record is from RefSeq and is a predicted model, not a curated record.